This is a messenger RNA of Camelina sativa (false flax), 325 nucleotides long. Its product is annotated as Defensin-like (DEFL) family protein. The record is from RefSeq and is a predicted model, not a curated record. NCBI's taxonomy places the organism in Eukaryota, Viridiplantae, Streptophyta, Magnoliopsida, Brassicales, Brassicaceae.
CAAAGAAAUGACUAAUAGCAAGAAAAUGAUAAUCGUAUUUGUCUUUACUAUCCUCUUUGUCAUGUCUUCUGUUCAUUCCUCUGAUAGCACUCUUGGUUACAAUGUCAGAAGAAAGCAAGCGCAUGAACAAUGCUACAGUCCAUGCACGAGUGGGGACGAAGAAUGUGAUUUAUGUUGUGCUCGAACAAGUGAUAUAUACUUUGGUAAAUGUAUUAGUCGCAAAUGUCAUUGUUUGGUUAAGACUGAAAUAAUCUAAUCAACUCUAUGUAUCCGCUAAAAAUAUUAAAUAACCUAAUUUUAAAGAAAAUAUAAUUACAUCUUUAAC